UACUGAUGUCUUUUUGGUGGGCUUUUUGCAUUACACUUGUAGCUGGAUAUAACGGCAGUCUGAUGUCUUUCAUGGCGAAUCCGGGACUCAAUCCAGCCCUCGACACAAUCUCACAACUAGUGGAUGCAGUUCGUUAUGGUCGAAUUGCAGUGGGAACUAUCCAGGAUUCAGCAGAGUAUGCCGUAUUUAAGCAUUCUGAAGAACCAGAUCUUCGUCUCCUACUUGAAAAUAUGGAAUCUGAUCCACAUAAUCUGGUGUCUCAUGACAGUGAUGGUUUGGUAGAGUGCUUACGUCGUCAAUAUGCGUACAUAGGUGGCCAACUCACUGUUUGGGCAGAUGUCUGGGACGCAAGAUUGUUUUUGUUUUCACGUGAUUUUUUCUUACAAUACGGGUAUGCAAUCGCCUUCGCUCCUGGCUUCGAAUACAUCGAGACGUUCGACAGAAGAAUUCUGCAACUUCGGGAAGCUGGACUCAUUCAAAAAUGGAUAACAAGAAUUAUCGAACGAAAUCAAGUGAAUGGUCUCCUGAAAGAUGACCAAGUGAUUCAUAAUAAAGAUGAAGAAGACACUACUCAUAUACUUCGAAUGGAUGAUGUCCAAGGUGCAUUCACUGUGCUAGGCAUAGGUUUGGCUCUAGCAUCUCUAACUUGUUUUAUUGAAUGGCAAGUGAAAAGGUGA
Molecule: messenger RNA, 677 nt
Organism: Stegodyphus dumicola
Lineage: Eukaryota; Metazoa; Arthropoda; Arachnida; Araneae; Eresidae
Product: glutamate receptor ionotropic, delta-1-like
Cellular component (GO): membrane
Molecular function (GO): ligand-gated monoatomic ion channel activity
Source: RefSeq, a predicted model, not a curated record